AUGGCGGGGGCUUCAUCGCUAGUGAUUCCAGACAAAAUCGGAUCUUUGCUGUUUUGCAGUGCAUGUGGAUCGCUACUGGAUUUGCCAGACAACGAUGAUGUCAUUACAUGCACCCCUUGUGGAAGCACGCAGGAUGCACGAAUUUAUGACAAUCUCUCUAUUGUGACGCGCUCGCAUCCCUCGGCCUUCCCAUCGAUCCUGCGCCAGAAGCGACAGCUUGUCAGCAACACAGGAGGUGAUGCGGACAUGGAGACGAUGGAGCAGGCGACGAUCAAGGAAAAGUGCCCAGGCUGUGGCAAUGAGGAGAUGAAUUUCCAUACCCUUCAGCUUCGCAGUGCGGACGAAGGUACUACCGUAUUCUACGACUGUCCAAAAUGUGGCUACAAAUUCAGUCAAAACAACUAG
Molecule: messenger RNA, 405 nt
Organism: Malassezia pachydermatis
Lineage: Eukaryota; Fungi; Basidiomycota; Malasseziomycetes; Malasseziales; Malasseziaceae
Product: dna-directed rna polymerase complex i subunit rpa12
Exons: 3
Coding region: 1-405 (134 amino acids)
Biological process (GO): DNA-templated transcription; termination of RNA polymerase I transcription
Cellular component (GO): RNA polymerase I complex
Molecular function (GO): zinc ion binding; DNA-directed RNA polymerase activity; nucleic acid binding
Source: RefSeq, a predicted model, not a curated record